AUGGUGACCGGCGAGUGGUACAUACCAGGCCACAAACUCAGGGGCUUCCAGGUUGAGUCAGUGACGGAGGACGCCGGAGUUACGUCAAACGGCGAGGCAAAGGUGGAGACGACGGGGAUGCAUUUCGGGGAAUUCGACUUUCAUUUUUCCGUACGAGGAACAGCAGUUUCAGCAAAACAUCCGCCACAUGGAUCUCCCUCCUCUGUACGAGGGAUCCUCAGUGCUUCAGAAGAGUUUCAGAUGAUGUCAGGUCUUGCAGAGAUCAUGUUUCUUCUCCUCUGGCUUGUCACCUUCAGAGACUUGUGGUUAUUCCCCAAGAGGCACCUCCCCAUUAAAGUACCUGGGGAUUCAAACACCUCACUUUACAAGUAG
Microthlaspi erraticum is the source of this 372-nucleotide messenger RNA. The record is from the annotation of a GenBank genome assembly. Lineage: Eukaryota; Viridiplantae; Streptophyta; Magnoliopsida; Brassicales; Brassicaceae.